Molecule: messenger RNA, 1880 nt
Organism: Prorocentrum cordatum
Lineage: Eukaryota; Dinophyceae; Prorocentrales; Prorocentraceae
Source: the annotation of a GenBank genome assembly
CCUGUCUUUGUUUCUGUCUCCUUCCCUGUCUCUGUCUCUGUCUCUCUCUCUCUCACUCUGUCUCUGCAUCUCCCUUUCUGUAUCAAUCCCACUCGUCUGCGCACGAAAGAUUUGGUACUGCAUGAGCGGGCGCUGGGGAUGCGGCGAAGAGUAGGACAGAGUCCCUUCGCCAGCAGAAGCGCGCGGGCCCCACUCGGGGGACGGAUCAUUUGAAUUGUCAGGCCCGUAGCAUGGUACCGUUGUCAAUGCUGUGCGUUCUUUGUUGGGCAGCCGUACCGCUUCUCAUGCUUUUCGAUUACUUUUUUGGGGUGCAGUGCGGAAGCACUGCUGCGUAGCGGAGUAACCCAGUCGCUUGGCCCUCGGCUUCCUCCUUCCCUUCCGCUGCUCUCCGUCCCACGUGUUCCACUUCCCGUGGCGUUCUCCCUGAGGUCGUGCUUGGUGCCAUGUCGCAGUUCUUGCGGCCUCCGGUCAUCCUGCUGAAGGACGGGACCGACACCUCGCAGGGCAAGGGCCAGAUCAUAAGCAACAUCAACGCCUGCUUGUCGGUGGUUAGCAUAGUCAAGACCACGCUUGGCCCUCGAGGAAUGGACAAGCUGAUCGAGGACGGGGGCACCACGACCAUCACCAACGACGGCGCGACGGUGAUGAAGAAGCUCCAGGUGGUGCACCCCGCCGCCAGGAUUCUCGUGGAUAUAUCGAAGGCGCAGGACUCAGAGGUCGGCGACGGCACUACCAGCGUCGUAGUUUUGGCGGGCGAGCUGCUGAAGGAGGCCAAGACCUUCCUGGAGGACGGGCUCGUGGCGCCGCAGAUCAUCAAGGGCUACAGGACCGCUUGCAGGCUGGCGCUCCAGAAGCUCAACGACAUCGCAGUCGAUCUGAAGCAGAAGACCGAAGAGGAGAAGCGGUCGAUGCUGAUCAAGUGUGCGGAGACCACGCUCAACUCGAAGCUUGUUGCCGAUUACAAGACCUUCUUCGCCACGAUGUCCGUGGACGCCGUCAGCAUGCUCGGCGAGGACCUGGCCAUGGCGGCGAUCGGCAUCAAGACCAUCACCGGCGGCUCCGUGAUGGACACCAUGCUGGUCGACGGCGUGGCCUUCAAGAAGACUUUCUCGUACGCAGGUUUCGAGCAGCAGCCCAAAUGCUUCGAUAAUCCCAAGAUCCUGCUGCUGAACUUGGAGCUGGAACUGAAGGCUGAGAAGGACAACGCAGAAGUGCGAAUCACCGAUCCGGACCAGUAUCAGUCGAUCGUGGAUGCGGAGUGGACGAUCAUCUACGAAAAGUUGGACCUGAUCGCCAAGUCUGGCGCGCAGGUGGUCCUGAGCCGCCUUGCGAUUGGCGACCUGGCCACGCAGUACUUCGCCGACAGGAACAUUUUCUGUGCUGGCCGAGUAGAGACCGACGACCUCGAGCGCACCCGCCGUGCCGUGGGAGGAGUCGUGCAGACGACGGUCCACGGCGUCAGCCCCGACGUUCUCGGCACGUGCGGCCGCUUCGAGGAAAAGCAGAUCGGCGGCGACCGCUACAACGUCUUCACGGGGUGCAAGGAAACGAAGUCCGCAACCAUCCUCCUGCGCGGCGGGGCAGAGCAGUUCAUUGCGGAGGCCGAGUACCUUCGCGAGUACGCGCGGACAAUAAGUGGUAAACAGCAGCUGGUUAUCAACUAUUUCGCUAAAGCGCUCGAGGUCAUCCCCAUGACGCUCGCGCAGAACAGCGGCGCAGACGGAACCAAGCUGUUGAAUCAGCUGCGCCAGAAGCAUGCUGUCGGCAUAGAUGGCCGCUGGAUUGGUGUGGACUGCAUUAACUGCUCUACGGUGGAUACUUUCGCUAGCUACAUUUGGGAGCCCGUCGUCGUGAAGAACAGCGCGCUCAGUGCUGCCACG